CGCUGAUCGGCACAAAAAAUGGGUGAAGCGAUGUUCCCACUUCAAGAUGGCGCGCAUGUCCGCGUGUUUCUCAGCGUUGGUGUAGUUUCGGCGCAUGCGCUAUACAGGUUUGUCGUCAUGUAAGCUCCAUAGCAAGAUUGAGGUUGGGCUACUGUGUUCGGGGUUCAUUUACUCUGCCGACGUAAAGCUGCAAUUUACCAUGCUGUCGUCUUUCUCUCAAGAAUAAAAAAAAAACAUGAAAUUUAUACAAACCUUAAUUUCUGACGGAAUGUCUAUGAAUAGUUUGAAGCCAUCAAUUAACACUGAGGCCGAGAGUUCUUUGGACACUUGCAUUAUGAAGGAAACUCCAGUAGAUGACUGCAUUUUAACAAAAGAACGUAAUUCCCAAAAUAAUGGAGAUAAAGAAUUAUGCUUGACAGAUUAUGAAAUGGGAAAUGUUGAAAAUACUGCCAAAAAGAUGUUUGAACAAGUUGAUCUUAAUUCAAGUAUGCCCAAUUCUGAAGUUUCACUUAAAAAGGAUUCUUGGAAUUCUGAAGCUUUGUAUGAUAAUUCAAGUGAGAAAGAAAACAUAGAAUUGAAUGAUGUGAGAUAUGAUAUUCUGUCGGAUGAAGAUGACAAUGAAAGUAUUCAUCUAAAAAUAUCAUCUGAUGAUGAUAAUUCAGUAACAGAAUCCGAGACUAAUGAGCCAAAUUCUGUUUGUAACAAACAGCUUGAUGAUAGCAAUGAUAAACUUUCCCAAAAUGUGACAGAAGAUGGUGAAAACCCAAAUUCUCCCAGUGAAGUUCACAAUGACCUUCAAAAUGAAAGCAAUUGUGUUAUACCCAAUGAGGAGGAAGAGCCUAUUAAUGAUACUUCUGAAAAAGAUGCAUCCUUUGAUGGCUAUGAAAUUGAAGGAAGGAUCACUGUUGGUGACUCAGAACAUGAAGACAUCCCUGAAGAUUUUGAAUCUAUGCCAUCUUGUUCAGAUUCACCAAAGCAUAAUGUCAAUGACAGUAUCACUUCAGACACAAUGGUAAAUGAGGCAAUAUCUCCUCCCCAUUCACAUGAGAAUUCACCAAGUGUUGAAAAAGACUUGGAUCCUGUAAAUGCAAAUUCUGAAAAUGUCAUAAAAGAAAAUACAGCCAAAGAGGAUACACAAUUGUUACCAAUUGAUCCUCAGGAUGAAUCUAAACAUGACAGCUCUCCUGAUCAUUUAUCUGCUGAUUCAGAAAUGAAGGAUCUAUUACCAGGUAAUAGUACUUCAGAAGAAAAAAACAUUAGUAUAAAAGACAAUGAAGAUAAUUUGAGUUCAGCUAAUGAUGCUGAUUCAGUCGAAGUUCCUGAGAAGGAAGUUAAUUCACUUUCUGGUGUUAAUGAUUCAGAUAGCUGUGUAGGGCAAUCACAAGAAAAUGUUUUAAAAAUUAAUGAUGCUCCCAAAUCUGGUGAAGAGAGUAGCAAUGAAUGUAUUGAAGAAGAAGAAGAAGAAAAACAACUUCCCAAUAGGGCAUUUGAUGAAGUUCAUUCUGAGCCCAAGGAGGAUGAAAGUUCAGAAUCAGAUGAUUCAGCUAAAGAUAGAACAUCAUUAAAUGAAAGUAGUCCACAAAGUGAUGUUAAAUCACUGGAGGAGACAUCACCAUUAAAAGAAAGUACAGACAGUGAGGAGAAGUUUUUAGAGAUAUUAGAAUACCAACCUGCAAAUGAAGAAGUAGAGGAAUUGAGAGAAAUUCAGCCGGACAAAGAUAUACUUGGAGAUGAAAUUCAGCAGGAAGUGUCAGAUGAAAUAGAGCAAGAACAGCAAUCAGAAUCACAAGCAGAAAAGGAAUUAGAAAGUAAUAAUUCACCUUCAAUGGUGCCAAAAGAUGUAGAGUGUAGUAGUCCCAAAUCUGAUGCUGAAACAUCCCCCUUUAGUUCCCCACAAUCAAACUCUACCCAAGCAGAAAUUACAAAUAAUAGUGAAGGUUCAAAAGAGAAAGAUGGUGAUACCAAAGAGAGUGUUGACAAUGACAACGAGGAAGAUGCUAAAAGAGAUAAGUUCAGCGAGGUUGCUUCCUGUAGUAAAGUUAUUGAUACAGAGACAAUUAGUGAUGAUCGUGAAGAUCUUGGAGACGUUGAGUGUGUUUCUGAAGUUAGUGCCAAGAAACAAGUACUGCCAGAAAUUUCUGAAGCUCAAUCUGGAAGGAAGCGAACAUCAAGUAAUGAAGAAAAUCUAGUCAAUUGCUCAAAAAGAACUAAAGUUGCUGUAUCUGAAAGUGAAAAUCAGACAAGUGAUGUAUUGAUGAGUGAACUGCCUACCGAUAGUGACUCUAGAAAGAAGUGCUCUGAAGCUGAUACCAAAGAAAAGUGUGACAGUAGGACCAAACGACUAUCCAAUUCAGUUGAUGAUGCAGUACAAAUAAAGAAGAUUCGUGUGAUGCCAGAAGUUUCAAUUAGUGAUAAGGAUGAAAAAUUAGAUAAACAGACUAAUUCUUCUGAAAGUUUGGAAACUAAGAAAAGCAGCGACAACAAUACUGAUGCAAGAAAAGAAGCUAGCAAUUUGGGGAAACAUCCUAUGCCAUUUUUACGAACUUUAAACCGGGCACAGUUCCAAAACAUGUCACGAAAUGAUCUGGAAGAACUAAUUCUGCAGAAAAUGUGUGAGGCAGUAACACAGCGCUCUAAAUGUGGAGAAUUGCGGGAACUGGCUCAGACACUUGAGGAGAAAUUAAAGACUUGGCAAAAGAAAUGUGUUCAACUUACCAAACAGGUAAAAGACCUGAACGUGGUCUUGAAGCGUUAUGGAUCGGAUCUUCAAAGCAAAGGACCUGGUGCAAUACCUGUUCGGAUUACUCGAUCUGUUGGUCUUCAAGUUCAAAUGCCGGGAAUUUCCGGUAGCAGUUGGAAUCCAGAAGAAAGUACAAAACGUAAAUCGGAGAAAACUCCACCACCUACUCCCACAUCAUCUGUGUCAACAUCUGGGACAAAUUCUUCAAAAGCUAGUUCCCCAGUCGCAAAACCUACAUCAACGGCUGUUCAGAAAGUUUCUGAUGGAAGUGAUGUACAAGCAUCCACAGCUUCAACUCGACUUAACACACCAACACACCAACCUGUUGGUGGAAUAAAGGCAUUGCAAACAAAGCCACCAGCGAGUGCAAAUCCACCUGCGACCCCAAAUAAGACUGGAAAGGCGCAACCUCCUGUAAAUAGAGUGAAAUCAGAUCAUCAAGUUAUUGAUCUCACAGAUGGAGAAGACAAAACCAAAAACACUACCACUCGUUUGCCUGUGGUGAGCAGUUCUCCAGCUACAACUGUUUCUGUACCUACUGUUAGUACAACUGUUACAAGUUCUGUGAGUAAUGCAGCAGUAGCUACAAUGAGUAUUCCUGCUAAUCGUUCAAUUAGAGUAGUUCAACAAUUAGGAACUUCAAGUACACCUAUUAUUGCACAGAGUGCUGCAAAUGCGGUAGCCGGUCAACGAGUAGCUUACUUUGUUCCGUCAACUUCUGUUCCUGUGCAGCCAAGACAGUUAAUAAUUUCAAGUCCUUCUCAGGUUCGUCCAGCGGGAGUUGCGAGCAUGUCGCAACGACAAAAUCCUCUACCAACGAUUGUUUUGAAGCCAGGUCAAGUUGUUCCUGUUUCAUCUGUGGCAGGUGGAGGAAAUAUUAUCAGAACAUCAAGUAUUGGUAGUUCAUUGCAACUAACCAGACAACCUAGAACAGGACAGCUUAUUCAGCGUUUUCCAAUUAAUGCAAAUUCUGUGCAAUCCACUGGAUUGUCAGUGGUACAGUCAUCAGGUCUUACUGUAUCUUCAGUAUCUCAUCCUGCCCCAUUGCCUCCAGUACCGUCUGGGCCAAGUAAUGCAAACUGGAAACUUCCUCCUCCAAAACCUGAUCUGAAAAUAUCAAAAGUCCCAAACAGAAAUCAGCAAGGUAUUGUGUUGUCCUGGAACAUGACAGUCUCGAAUGACCAUGAACAGAUAGCAAGUUACCAACUGUUUGCAUAUCAAGAAGGAAAUGCACCACCUAGCACACACCUAUGGAAGAAAGUGGGUGAUGUAACAGCUCUUCCACUCCCAAUGGCAUGUACAUUAACACAGUUCAUGGAAGGCCACAAGUACCAUUUUGCUGUACGUGCUGUAGAUGUUUUUGCAAGAUGUGGCCCAUUUAGUGCUCCUGGGAAUAUUGUUUUGAGUCGCCAUUGAGAAUUUUAUCUUCUUUAAAGUUGUAAUUAAUAGUGUUUGUAUGAAUUCAAGAAUGAAUGUAUAUAUUGGGUAAGACUGCAUUUUUUGAUUGUGCAAUUUCUGAAAGAAAGUUGUACCUCACCAACUGUUUUAGAGCUGUUUGCAAAAUGUGUGAAAAUAGCAUUGGAUGUAAAGACACUAAGCGAUGUUAAGAGUACAAAAGAUAUGUCUUGGACAUUGGUGAGAAUGCAUUAUUUGUGAAUUAUUUUCAAUUCAGAAGAGUGAUGCUGUUGUACAUAUUUGUUCAAUCCUUAUUACAAUGAAAUCCAGAAUUUUGUAUUAUAUGAGAAACAUUGAUUAAGUCUGUUGUAAUUCUAUGCUUUGUAGAAAUGUUGAAUUCACUAUAAUUGAAGCAAGCAGCGGCUGGUAUUAAUUCAUCUGCUAAUGUUGAAAGUACAAUAAAAAAGUUUUGUAGUAACUUGUUUUCAAGUAACUUCAGGGUUUUUGUGUCUGCUAUUUCGAUUAAAGUGAAGCCAAUAUUGUGGAGUGUAAGGAGUAAUGUGCAAAGUCACUGUAACAUUAACAACAUCCAUUGUAAAUUGAUCUGACUUAAUUUGUUUUGAGUUGAUUGGGUAGUAUAAAAGAUUUUCAAAUAUCCUAAACAAGGGUUGAUGUCUGAAUUAAAUUGAGAUGAAACACCUAAACAGGAUCUUAAUGAUUUGCGCUUAAAAAUGUAUCAUUUGAGGUCAGGCAAGAGUAUAAAAGGAUAAUAAAUAAUGAAAGUUUAUCUCAAAUAAUUUUUAAAAAAAUCUGUAGUGGGACAUACUUUCAGAAAAUAGUUUAAAUUAAAAUCAGAUAGUUGGUGUUAAAAUAUCUCGAGGUGAAUGAAGUAACAAUAACGAGAAACAGAACACUGAAUUUUAGCCUGGAAUUAUUGAUGUUGUACAGAACUAAAAAUCAAUUAUGCAUCUUGUAUCCUCUUUUCCUCCACCAAUCCUUUAGAAAUUUAAAAAUGCUUUUCUAGGAGUUGAUUAAUUAAAGCCUGUCUUACAUGAGAGUGUUGCGUUGAUGUGCGAUAAGUAAGGUGCGAUAAGUAAUCAUAGAAUGGCCCGAGAACUCGUGCGUCAUUUCACAUAAGACUGUGUCAUUCUAUGCUGUGUAUCAAUGCAAUGCUUGUGUGAAGGUGCCCUUAACAUUUUUGUUUCAGAGCAACACUAGGUAUAUUUCAGGGAGUUAGAGACUCCAGUGUUUUUACAGGUUUACAUGUCUUAACAGAAGUAAACAACUAUAUAUAUUCUUCAUUGGCAAGUACAAAGAAUGAAUAUAAAGUAAACACUGCAUUCCAACCCAUGCGAUGAACAGCCAAAAACACACAACUAAUGAACAAUGAAUAAGAAGAUACAACUAAGGAAAGUUUAACAUACUAGCCACUGCAGCAUUAAAAACCUAUGAAUGAGAUUGAUAUGUGAAGAAUGAUUAGUGGAAAAAGUGCUAGUAUGCAUUGUUUAUAAGCUGGCAGAGAUGUUUGUAUUAAGAAUAUAUUACAACCAAAUUGAAUUGUUUAGUGGCAUGUUAAAUAUCGCUUGGCUUCUCGGAACUUUUGCUCACCCGUCUGGAUGAACCACUCUUUGAAAGAUAUAAAGAACAAAAAUAAAUGUAAAAGUUACCAGAACAGAUGGAAUGGGUGUCAAGUUAUUAAAUUUGGAAGUUAUAACAGCCCUGAGAAUCCAACAAAGAAACAAACAAGUUGUAGACUGGUGAAAAGUCUUCAUAAUCAAGAAAGUUUGUAAAUACACCAGAAAGCACUAAGAAAUAAGUCUGUGAACCACUUGCGAACUAUUUUUCCAGAAUUUUAAAUAUUUGUUUAUAAUACAUCUUAUUGUGUUAGAUGAACAAAAGAAUGCAACUAAAUUUGCAAUUUUUGAAUAAGAGCAAUGAAAAUGGGAUUCCACAUCAUUCUUCUGAGUAACCCAUAUCAUCGUUGAACUAGUGGGUGCUACAACAGCACAUACUUUCUCACGUUAUUGGAAACUGCUAUGUAAUAUUAGAAUAUUGC
This is a messenger RNA of Gryllus bimaculatus (two-spotted cricket), 6191 nucleotides long. The record is from the annotation of a GenBank genome assembly. NCBI's taxonomy places the organism in Eukaryota, Metazoa, Arthropoda, Insecta, Orthoptera, Gryllidae.